CGCUCACACACACUAGCUACUCCGGCGAGCUCUAACCUUUCUGCUGGUAGUCCGGCGAUCUCCUACAAACCGCAAGUCUCUCCCAGCGCCGGCGGCAAGGCACGUCCUCAUGGCCUCGUGGUCAACCGGCCUCUGCGGCUGCUUCCAUGACAUCGGCGGCUGCUGCCUGACCUUCUUCUGCCCGUGCGUCGCCUUUGGGAGGAUCGCCGAGAUCGUCGACAAGGGGGCCAUGUCAUGCUGUGCGAGCGGGACGCUCUACAUGCUGCUGGCCAUGACGACGGGGAUAGGCACCGGCUUCUACUCCUGCUGCUACCGCGCCAAGCUGCGCGAGGAGCACGGGCUCGCGGAGAAGCCCUGCGGCGACUGCUGCGUCCACUUCUUCUGCGGCCUCUGCGCCCUCUCCCAGGAGUACCGCGAGCUCAAGAACCGCGGCUUCGACAUGAGCGCCGGAUGGGAAGCCAACGCGGAGAGGAUGGGGAAGACCUCCGUGCCCUAUGUGAACCCCGGGAUGACUUGUUAGUCGGUCAAAUGCAAUGAGGACAGUUACCGGCAUCCCCAAUAUGUAUAUCCGGGCCGGGCAUGUCAAGAUUCAGCUUCUGCUCUAGUCUUGUUUCUUCCGACCCCUGUAAUAUGUGUUAGUGAACCCUCAAAAUAAAAAGUAUGCAAGUGUGUUUUCAUGUUGCAA
Molecule: messenger RNA, 685 nt
Organism: Triticum dicoccoides
Lineage: Eukaryota; Viridiplantae; Streptophyta; Magnoliopsida; Poales; Poaceae
Product: cell number regulator 2-like
Exons: 3
Coding region: 110-520 (136 amino acids)
Source: RefSeq, a predicted model, not a curated record